Messenger RNA from Acaulospora morrowiae, 297 nucleotides. Lineage: Eukaryota; Fungi; Glomeromycota; Glomeromycetes; Diversisporales; Acaulosporaceae. The record is from the annotation of a GenBank genome assembly.
AGCCAUCGCGGAAUAGCGGAGCUAGUGUCAGUGGCAAAGCCACGAGUCUCCGACUCGAGACAUAUAUUUCACAAUACACCUCCCACACCUCCAACACCCAGAAGAUUAAAUGACAAUGUUUCCAAAAAUAGCGGAGCUGGUAAGAUUAAGAACUAUCCUAAAGUAGAUUUAGGUGAUGGGGGUGGAAAUCUUUCAAUCAAAACGCACCUCAAUAAUAUUUGGAAGUCGGUUCAUUCUAUAGAAAAUGAUAUAGAGAUAGAAUUUUUGAAAAACUUUGUGUUAUUGAAUAUGAAUUAA